ACAGAGUCGUGUUUGAGGGGAGGAAGCCGCCUUGUGACUAAGAACAAGAUGAACAGAGGCAGAGAUUUACUGGACAGGCUCCUGUACUCUUUCCUCCUCUCUGGACCCUCCUCGGGCCUUUGCAGAGCUGAGCGUUGGUAGAGCAGGAAGCGUCUGACCGCUCCACAGGCUGCGUCCCGGCUCACAGUGAUUUCCUCUCAGGCAGUCCGUUAUCUGCCGACUGUCAGGACGAAUUUUCCCCUCUUCCUCCUGCUAUCCUCAUCCCUGUCCCCCAACUCCUUUCCCUGCUUUCCCUCAGCCUCUCACGCACGCACACACACACACACACACACACACACAUUUUACUGCCAAAAAUCGUCCUCCGCCCCCCUCCUCAGCUAACUUCCUUUCAGCAUUUUUUUGAGCUGGAUAAUCCUAGGAUUUGUAAAACGGGGGAAAGGAGAGAGAGAGAGUGAGCGGGAGUCAGGACAGGAAGCUGGUUUCUCAUUCCUCUAACUGUCCAAAGGCAGGAGGAGGGGAAGGGGGGGGAGCCAAAGAGGAGCCUUGUGCAGACUCUUCCCCAGUCCCUUUUCAUUAGUCGGUUUGAACUUCCAGUCUCCUCCGAAAGCCAAGAGGAGGACGACCAGACUGAGACGCUUUCUGCUGGAAGUGGCGACAGCGCAACUGACGAAACCCAGAAGGUGGCCGUGGAUGGUCCCGGGACUGCGCUGAGGGCAAGACAUCCCCCCUCCAUCUCCUGCCCCCAACUUGCCAGCUCUGAUGCGGGCACCCAUCCACCACCCACUUCCCUCUGAUGAGAACCCUUCCGGGCUCAGGCUAUGAUCGCUGCUGCUGCUGGCUGUGGAGCCUCUUCUCACCCUGACCUUCCUCUGCCACAGGAGCAGCCCAACAUCUGGUGGGGAUUAAUGUUUACUUCUCUGGCUGGACGCUGUACAGGACCCCCGAUGUUGCUCCCCGGGAGCGGGACACGGGCGGUGGUCUGAGGAGAAGAGCAAGAUUUUUGUCACUCAGCGUGAGGUUGGGGGGAGGGGGGCAAGGCAGGAGGGGAGGCGAACCUCUUUUGGGACUAACCUCAUGAAGAACAAGGGAGCCAAACAGAAACUCAAGAGGAAGGGAGCUGCGAGCGCAUUCGGCUGUGACCUGACGGAGUAUCUCGAGAGCUCUGGGCAGGAUGUCCCCUAUGUGCUGAAGAGCUGUGCGGAGUUCAUUGAGACUCAUGGCAUUGUGGAUGGGAUCUACCGCCUCUCAGGAGUGACAUCCAACAUACAAAAGUUGAGACAGGAGUUUGUUUCUGACCAAUGCCCGGAUCUAACAAGGGAAGUGUACCUUCAGGACAUCCACUGCGUGGGGUCACUCUGCAAGCUGUAUUUCAGGGAACUGCCCAACCCUCUCCUCACUUAUGAGCUCUACAAGAAAUUCACGGAAGCAGUAUCACGCUUCCCCGAGGACGAGCAGUUGGCAAGAAUUCAAAAUGUCAUCCAGGAGCUCCCACCAUCACAUUACAGAACGCUGGAAUACCUGAUCAAGCAUCUGACUCACCUGGCCUCCUUCAGCAACAUGACCAACAUGCACACCAGAAACCUGGCCUUGGUGUGGGCUCCAAAUCUCCUCAGGUCAAAGGAGAUUGAGGCAGUUGGCUGCAAUGGGGAUGCAGCUUUCCUGGAGGUGCGAGUGCAGCAACUGGUGAUUGAGUUCAUCCUGAAUCACGUCGAUCAGAUCUUCAACAACAACAGAAAAGCCAGCUCUGCGGAGAACAUCGAGAGUGCAUCAGUUGUGAAAAGUCUGACCCUCCCCUCAGCCUCCCUGCCAAUGAAACUGGUGAGCCUGGAAGAAGCACAGGCACGGAGUCUGUCUGCAUCCCACCCUGCUCGGAAGGAGAGGAGAGAGAACAGCUUGCCUGAAAUUGUGCCUGUAACUGGGUCCUUCUUCCACACAGUUGUUGACCUCCCCGACAGCAAGAGAAAAUUAUCCACAAAGUCCAAGAAAUGGAAGUCGAUAUUUAACUUGGGCCGCUCUGGAUCAGAAUCAAAGUCUAAACUGAGUCGAAAUGGGAGUGUCUUUGUAAGGGCACAGAAGCUCUCUGAAAAAGCAACUAUUCGGCCUGCGAAGAGCAUGGACUCGUUGUGUUCUCUCCCAGUGGAAGGGGAGGAUGAAAAAGGCAGGUUCAAACGGUCAGUGACUACUGGAGGGUUUUUCAUUCCAACGAAGAUACGGACAGGAGGAACAGGCAGCACAUAUGACCUCAGCAAGGAGAAUGAGUGGGAGCGGGAAGGAUCUGCCAUGGGGGCCAAAGGAAGCUCAGAGCUGAGUGGGGAGAAAGGUCCUCCCCGGACACUACAGGUGAAGUCACCCCCUGAGCAGCUGAAGGUUUUCCGGGUAGCAGAGGAUGCUGAAAAUGAGCAGACUUCUGCCAAAGGAGCGCUCAUGUUCUACACCUCUGAAACAGCCACCAAGUCAGGCUUCCCAAGCAGCCUCUUUCCCUUGGAGGCCUCUCCUCGUCACCAGAGGAAAGCCCUGAACAUCUCAGAGCCCUUUGCGGUCUCUGUCCCCCUGCGGGUAUCCGCAGUCAUCAGCACCAACAGCACGCCCUGCCGCCUGCCCACCAAAGAGAAGCUUUCCCUUUCCAGCCUAGAGGAGCUCUCUUCCCUAAUGGUGGAGAGCACAAGCCCCUCUGCUCUGGAAGCAGGGACCCACACAAGGACAGACCUGGCAACGGAGCGGAAGGAGAAACAGCUGGAGCCCACUCUGCCGGUGGCAGCGUCCAGAGGCUCUCACCCCGAGGAACUGGUGGCAGCCAGGAAACCUGUGUCCUUAGAAACCCCACAGCCAGCUGCAGAAAAUCAGAAGACAUAUGGGCAAAGCAGCUGCACAAGCAGCACCAAGAGCCCCCAGGAGUCCUUAGAGCAGAGAGCCACCUUGGAAGAAACACCAGUGUUGGAGUUUCAUAAGGGGCCACUCCCAGAAGACAGAGCAGAGCAAGGACAGCUCAAUAUGAAGGAUGUCUCUUCAGAAGGAAGCUGUCAUCAACAGGAGAUAGAGACAGCUAAGACAGAAGAAGGAUCAUGCCUAAGAGAUGUGACUGAGGAGGAUGCGGCAAAUGCCCUUCUAGAACCUCUAUGGCCAGAGAUACAGCAGGAACUGAAAAUUAUUGAACCUGAAGAGGAGCUCUUGCUCUUGCCAGCAGCUGCCCCCAAGACAAGCCAAACUUCUGAAUCUUCUUCUUCAGUACAAACAGACCAUCUUUCCUCUGGUCCAGGGCAGAGUCCAACACUAGCUGAGCAGACAUCUUCAAGCAGAGCAUCACAAAUAACUCAGGUGCCCUUAUUUGGUGCCAGCAGCAUGGAGCGACAAGACAGCCCUCAUGACUGCCAGUCUGAUGCAGUUGCACAGCAGAGCUGUGGCUCAGCCCUACCUGAACUGAGUACUCUUGCAACUGGCACAGCCACUCCAAAGAACCACCACCCAAUGGUGGACAGCAGGAGUGAAUGUCUUGCUCCUAGCCUGGACCAGAAGAUUCAUAGUCAAUCGGAAUUUAAUAAGAUUGCCCCAAAUGAUGGAUUUUCUUGUUCCAAAGGAGCAUGUCCAGAGUCAGGGAGAGAAAAAGAUAGCACGUGCCAGCAGCAGAGAGAAAAGGAUGGUCUUACCAGAGUCCAGACCCAGAGGGAGAAGCAAGAGAUAAUGACUACUGAUGAAAGGGACACAUUCUCCUCCAAGGCACUGAGUGGAGCUGGAAUCCCAGAGGUGAAGGAGGGCCACGCUGUUAGCAGAACCCAGGAUGCUGGUGACCAGGAUGAUGAGGAUGCCUGGACAGAUAAUGUGCAGAGCUUAGAACUUGUGGAGCCAUGGGAGGAUCAUCAGUGGGUUACAAGCCCUCUCCAUUCCCCCACCUCUAAGGACAUUCAGGAGAGGAUGAUACAGGAGUUUCAUCCACAGAGCCAGAGAGCAGAGACAGGCCUUUCUCUUAGACCACGAUUCAGUCGCAGCCUCUCCCUGGACAGUAAAGACACAGUGAUGAGUUUAUGGAGUAUCCCAUUCUCUUUCAUAGAUGCCACUGAUCAGCAGCAACCACACAGUGACAUUCUAUCAGUGACUUGUGAGCUGUCCAAAACAAAACCCAUCUCUCCUUCUAGUUUGGGCAAAGUUAUGCAAGAUGAGAAUGGCUCAAGUCCUCCAGAAGAAUCUCCAAAACCUGAGAAGCUGAAGUAUGCCCUCAGCAGGGAGGAAGUACCAGCUGAGGAAGCAGGACCCUACAGAAUACCUUUUUCAGAGCCAGAGGAAAAGAAAGUGGAUGUGAGCAAAGAAAACCCUUGGACCUCAAAGCCUCAGCUGUUUUUGCACUACCAAAAGAGCCCAGACAGUUCUUCACAGACAAAGAACACAAAGGAGGAGUUAUCCAUCUCUCAGGACACUGCCCUGGGAGGAGAGACUGUCACCAAAGCAUUGUGCUCUGCCCCUGAGUCACAGCUGAGUAAUAAAGGUGAAGAAACACCUCGCAAAGUAAAGACUAGGCCUUCAUCCCUCAACUUGGAUUCGCUCCUCCCAGCCCCAGAUUUCUUCACAUUCGAGAACCUGUCCAUGCCAUCUGCCCCUGGGAAUCUCCUAUACGGGCAGAAGGAAGUAAAAAGCAGUGAUUCUGUCCCAUCCCUGCCAACACACUGCCCUGCUGCCAGUAAAGGUGUUCCUUGGGGGUCUAGUUUCAAUCCCCCUGUGGAUCUAGACUUGGAUUACCUGGCAGUGGCCCAUGCCAGCACUGGCCGUCGUAACUCUGCCCCCGUCAGUGUGUCGGCAGUCAGGACCUCCUUCAUGAUUAAGAUGUGCCAGGCUAGAGCUGUGCCUGUGAUACCACCCAAGAUUCAGUACACCCAGAUCCCCCAGCCCCUGCAGGCUCAGAAUGCUGCUCCACCUGCUGAAAAGAAGGAGGCAGAAGCCAAGCAGACCAUCAGGCAAACGCCACGGGUGGCAUGGAGUCACUUGGAGGCCCCCAAGAGCCCGCUGACAGAGAAGAAAGCCAAAGCAGAGAAAGAAAACAGUGACCCAGCUCAGAAGGACUCAACCUGUCCCUGGCAUGGCAGCCUUGGCCCUCCACUGGAGCCAUCUCAGUCCAGUCAUAACCCAUCUCUGGAUGCCCCCGUUCUGCGCCGAAAGCGCACCUCUGGAGGGGAGACAGCUGGAGAUAACCCACAGUCUUCAAAGAUAGAGAGGCCAUCAGGGUUCUCCAAGCCUUCCUAUAGAUCUAGGCCCGGGAGGCCCCAAAGUCUGAUUCUCUUCAGUCCCCCUUUCCCCAUUAUGGACCACCCCACCACUUCAGCAGACUCCAGGGUAUUAUUAUCACCCAUAAGGAGCCCCACUCAGACCACCUCUUUGAGCCCCAUUUGUGGUGAUCUGUCUGAGACUUCGCGGACGACACCUGAGGGGGUGACACUGCGGAACAAAAUGACCAUCCCCAAGAAUGGCCAGAGACUGGAGACCUCUACCAGCUGCUUUUACCAGCCCCAGAGGCGCUCCGUGAUUCUGGAUGGACGAAGUGGGAGGCAGAUUGAAUAGCAGCUGCUUCUCCUAUUCCUUUAUUGUGAUGGUUGGGAUGGGAGUGUCCAAGACCAAUUCUGUUGCCAUUUUGCUGUUGUUAUUUUGUGCAAGAUGGACUUGAAUCCUCUAUGGUUUCCUGCAAAGCUUUUUGCUAUGGAAGGUCAUAGUCUCUUUGUCUUGCUUUUCUUUCCCUAUCUCACCUCUGCUUAGUCCCUCACUGCCUGCUUUUUUUUUCUUUGUAAGCCAGUCCCAAGGAACUUGCAUUUUCUUGUGCUUAUUGUCUAACAAGCCCUGUGAAAGUCUCAUCCUCCCUAUAGAAGAAAAGGAAAAAUAAAUCUCUGUAUAAUUAGAAAACAGGGCUUGAAGGAAACCCUGUUACAAAACACUGCAGCCCUGGGUGCAGGGGCACAACAUCUGCUGAGGAGGUAGAUCCAGAUGUUUAGGAACUCUUCCCAUUGUUUCCCAGACACUAGUGAAGGACUGUUUGAUUUAGACAGUGUAAAUAAACAGUGCAAGAGACUGGGGAUAGCUGAAGGGGAAGGUAAAGCUGGCAUGAGCAGGUCACAGUCACACAGGGUGUGAGACACUCAAGGAUGUUCCAAUGACAAACAUACAACCUGAACACUGCCCCCAGCUCUAUCCUUGCACCAAAGAUGUGCUCUUUUCAGCAUGUGCAAGGGCUGGAAUGAAAGCAGCUGUACAGGAAACGCCUAGUUGUUCUUUUAAUCUUCCAAGUCUUGCUCAUGAGUUUUGUGUGCUCAACGACACCUUCCUCGGGUAGACAAGAUCCAUGUGGCUGAGGAAUGAGUGUGCAGCUGGCUGCCUAGUGUAGGGACUUCUCAGGCUAGUAUCAAUGAAAGCCAAGAUAUGGUCAUAACAAAGUCCAGUAUCAACUAUUUUCAUCAUUGCUUAAAGCCAGGUGACACCUCUGCAGCUAUCUCUGGCUGAGCUCCACACUGCCAACAGGAGAGAAAAGAAAGAGGAUCUCCUGAUCUGCAUGUCCUUGGGCUAUUGCCCUCUUAUACCCUGACUGACAUAUCUUUGACCCUUGGUCUUUCAUUGCCACUGUGUGGCAUGUCCCCAGGUGCUUCUUAUUCCUUUAAACUUCCACUCCUUGUGAUUUUACACUGUUCCUUUGAGAGUAUGGCUGGUUGUCACCUCCCUGGACCUCAACGCUUUCAGAUUGAUUAAAAAUGUGGUAAAGAGGAUGAUUUGCGGGACUGCAGAACAGACCAUGAACAAGUCCUGAGAGGGAGAUUUGAAGUGAAUUAAAGUCUCUCCUGAAGGGAACAUUAAUGUUACAGGAAAAUACAGGCUCAGAUAUGCAACAGCUGCUGUGGGAAUAGAAUUAAACCUUCCUUUAUAAAGCUUCUAACUCUACAUUCUCCACAGGUUCAUCUAUUGACUGCUUUGUCACCGUGGGUGAUUGCAAAGUCAGGCACAGCCUAGGCUGUCUCUGCAAUUUAAGUGUCACUAGUGACUACGGAGGAGACAGGUACACAGGUGUUGCUGCCAGCACUGAGAUUGUCCCUGUAAUGGCACUUACAGGGGCCAUCAUUCCUGGAGAUGUCUGAGUCUGUAGGCCCUCUGUUGGGUAUCAUGGGCUAUAGUUUAAGCAUCUGUUAUGAAGUGCUAUAGCCACCAAAAUGAGGGUCAGCCAGAAUUUCCGAAAGGAUGUAUGUUUAAGGCUUUUUUUUCUGAAGUACUAGCAGUUUCAAAUGGUUAGUAAACUCAACCCAUGAGCUCCUAGUCUGACUGUCACUUUAUUAGUGUUAUUGUGGCUGGAGGGCCCUGAGUCUGUAUGAUGCUUUCUCUCCACUCUUUGAUUGCUAACGGGAAGAGGUGCCAGAGUAGUUUUUAGAAGUUUUGGGUCCACAAAUGCAAGUAAUAUAUCUUCAGCAGAAUUUUCUCCUGCCAUAUGCAAAGGGAGUGUGAAAAAAAAAGAGGGCUUUUCCCUAUCACCAGUUGCAGUCUUUGAUCCUCCCCACUGUACUCCUCAUGUGUGCAUAAUGCCAUAUAAGAGGCAACAGAGCAGAGAACUAAAUCCAUGCUGUCAGUUUUGUUAAGGGAGAAUAGUAAACCAGAUGAGAGCCUGGAGUUUUUGUUUGGGUCCAUUUUCUCUCACAGAUGUCAGCCUAUGCUUUAGCUGGGCAAGCUGUGGACAGCAGGCCCAGAAUAUGCAGCUUCAUGACAAUUGUAUAAUUCUACUCCCAGACCAUAAGAUGCCUGUGCAGCCUCCUAUAAAAUCUAGGGAGUUGCCAGUCCUCCAUGCUCCCUAUAGUUAGCACAGCUCUAGGCUGCAUUAACAUGGCACCCAAAUGCCUUUUUUAUUGCCUCAUGAGAAAGCUUUUAAUCACCAUGGCUGGGUUAAUGGCAAAUGAUUUGGGAAAGUGAGAUAUGAGGUAUUGUAAGAGUUUAGAGGAAGGCAAAGUUGUGGAAAUGAUGCCCAGGGUUUUUUUUGCAUCAACAAAAUAGUUUACGUUGGUCAAGGAUUUAUUCUCUGAGUUCCUAGAAGUUUUGACAGCCAAGGCACCUGGAAGAGAGCUAAAGAAGCUCACAAAAUAAUGUACCAGAAGAAAAAAGAAAAUGUGAUGAAACUUUGGCAUGCUGAAACCACUUUCCCCCCCCCUCCUUAUUCUCAUAUAAGUUGAUGUAUGAACAAGAAAUGAGGUCUGGCAAUUUGUAUAUAAUACACUGUCUCAGCUCUUAACAGCAUUCCGGUAAGUAAUAGCGCUUUUGGCAUAAGUGGUGAAACUCCUGCAAGAGAAAAUUAUUAGAAAUCUUUACUUAAUAUUAAAGAUCAACCUCAACUAAAAUCUGUAUCCAGACCAUACUUUUUAAGGAUGUUUCAGAAUUUGAACUCAGAUCUGGGCCCUGGAUUUUAAUAAGCAGAGAUGCUGUAAUGAUAUGUCUAUUUUGUAGCUUGAUCCUGUUUCUUAUCUACAAUUUCAUCUCCAACCUUCAGCUGAUGUUCCAAGAGCACUCAGAUAAAGCCUCAGGUCCUGCAGAGCUGAAAGUACAUGCUUAGUUGCAAGGUGCACUGUUGGACAGUGAUGAUUCUCAACUUCAGACUCAGCCUUCUGCGGAGUCUGUAAUGCUUGAUGAUGGAUCUAUGUUGAUACUGGUAGUUGCAGUCAGCUUGCAGGACCAGAGUUUGAUAGUUGGCCAGAACCAGAAGAUAGAUGCCAUCUCCCACUGAAUGGUGCUGACUGUGUGGCAGGAUCCAACUUCAUUAAGCUAUCCCUGAUGUCAGUUUUAGGGUCAGUCCUGAUCUCUCUAAAAAAGGAUUUAUGGGGUUUUCUUCUUGUUUUGGGAUUUGUGUUUAUUUGUUUGUUUGUUUGGAGUUCUGUUUGUUUUUUAAUUGUUUAUCUGUGAAGCAUUAUGAAGAGGGAUAGAUUAGAUUUAUGGGAGAAGAGUCUGGCCCAGAAUUUGAAGUUUUGUGUACCAGAGAGCUACAUUGGUUGUUCUUGGUAUUGAAAAGACUAAAUAGAUUGGCUCAUCCUCUGCAGCUCCACAAAGAUCAUUUUAGGGACCCAGCAGUUCAUUUCAAUUCUCCUGAGACUGUGAACAGUGUAAAGGCUAUUCCCAAGUUUGCAGAUGGCCCCAGUAUCAGACAUGACAUAUCACCAGCAUAUGUUGCUUGUGGACUUUUACCAAUGGAAGACAAGUGAGUAAAUUGCACUUAUUCUUCCCAUGUAGUCGGGGGUUUGUGCAGCUUCUGUUAAAUGUAGCUCAGAGUGAAAUGGCUGAGCUGGCAAAGAUGAGAAUCCCCUGACAGAAAGGAGGGACAUGGUUAAUGUUAGCUCAUGUGGGAGCUGCCUUAUUUGCAGGAGAGUAAACAGAAAGGAGGACUGUGUUUUACCUUAUAAAUCUCAGUCCUCUGGGAUGUCCUUCUCAUGGUAUCACUGCAGAAAGACCGAAGUACUUAUUUUUUCACCUUUAGAGCUUCAGAGGAACUUAGAUCUGUAUUAGAGAGCAUCCAUAAAGCCUGCACAUUUUCCCUCAUCCAGAGUCCAAAUGGUGCAAUAAAAAUCUUUUUUCUUUCUUUA
This is a messenger RNA of Corapipo altera (White-ruffed manakin), 9575 nucleotides long. It is a transcript of the gene ARHGAP31, whose product is annotated as Rho GTPase activating protein 31. Gene Ontology annotation, molecular function: GTPase activator activity. The record is from RefSeq and is a predicted model, not a curated record. NCBI's taxonomy places the organism in Eukaryota, Metazoa, Chordata, Aves, Passeriformes, Pipridae. The transcript has 12 exons. Gene Ontology annotation, biological process: small GTPase-mediated signal transduction. The coding region runs from base 1075 to 5544 and encodes 1489 amino acids.